AAUUGGACAUGGCCUUAUCGGGAGCCGCCUCCUCCCUCGCCCAAUCCUCUCCCGGACCGAGAGACCUCGGAGUACGCCAUCCCCUCCUCCCCGCAGCCGGCUCCUGUCCCCAAGAAACCCCCCGUACGUGGCCACCCUCUCUAGCAUACAAGGGCGGCCAUGCGACUGCCCGUCCGGCGAUGGGAGCGCGCGGUGCGACAUGGUGAAGCAACUCAAGGUGUUGAUGCCCUCUUGCCUCCACAAGCUGGUAAGCCGUAUGAACAAUGCCCCCCCACCCAUCACCACCACACCAUCUAAUCCUCAUCACUGCCAAUACGAUGAAUGCGUAUGUCUGGUCCAUUGUGCAGCGCAUCUCCGACCAGUUCGCCGAGCACUUGGGUGCCUGUGCACGAGGAACCGGGAUGCCCCACCCAAAGGUCUUUGUAGUCAGCUCAUUCGGCAAAAUCUUUCACGUCGAUAUCGGCCGGGAUGGCAAGGGCGCGUUCUUGGGUUACGGAUGGCCCGAGUUCGUGAAAGCGAGCGGCUUCGGCUUAGGGUGGUUCUUGGUGCUCCAGCAUGAAGGUCGUGGGGUGCUCACCGUCAAGGCCUUCGACCUCACGUGGUGCCUCAAGGAGUUGGGCGGCUUUCCGCCCUCUACAGAACCUAGAAGCAACAUAUACGCUUCUUCGCGUAAACCGCAAUUCAUUAUGGUUCUCUUUCCAAGUUUCAUGGACAAGAUGGUUUGCAAUCUUCCUGCUACUCUGUUUUCCUACCAAUCAAUGGCGGAGCUACCCAACCAAAGCUGGGCGGGCCAAUAUGAAGGAAUAUCACAAUAUUUUUUUUCUUGUGGCUCAGUUUAUUUUAAUCCUACAUUGUAUUAGCUUUGGAAUGGGCGGGCCAUAGCCCAUUUUCAUUACAUGUAGCUCCGCCAGUGCUACCACUGUGUCUCUUGCUGCAACUCCUAGACUUGAAACGCACGAGGGGUAGUGAGUACUACUUGUGUUCUUGCAGCCGAUCCCGCCAACUUUUGUACAACGGUACCUCUCCGAGGCGCACCCAAGCAACAAAAAAGCUUUCAUUGUCAGCCAGUUUGACGUCCCCGAGGCGCACCGAAGCAGCAAAAUUGCUUUUGCUGGCAGCCCAUUUGACAAACAUUGGUGCGUCGAGGUCGAGAAGGACGGAUCUGCGAUAUUCCUUGCAGCUGGUUGGUCGCAGUUCUUGGUGUUUCAUGGCAUCUCACAAGGUGAUGUUGUUCUAUUGAGCUCCGAAGGCAAUAUGUUGUUCGAAAUCGAAGUGUUCGAGUUGAGCGGAUGCCACAAGGGCAUAGGAAUUCAAGAAAGUGAGUUAAUCGCUUAGUUCUUCAAAGUACUCCCUCUGGUCCUUUUUACU
Messenger RNA from Triticum aestivum (bread wheat), 1368 nucleotides. Its product is annotated as putative B3 domain-containing protein Os04g0347400. Gene Ontology annotation, molecular function: DNA binding. The coding region runs from base 264 to 860 and encodes 198 amino acids. Lineage: Eukaryota; Viridiplantae; Streptophyta; Magnoliopsida; Poales; Poaceae. The record is from RefSeq and is a predicted model, not a curated record. The transcript has 2 exons.